GCCCCUCCCGCACUCUUCAUUCCUAAGACCCGUCUCACCCGGAGUACUCCGUAUAUAACUAGGGUUUUUCCUCUUUUGUUUGGAAAGCAUCAUCAAUCUAUCAAAUUCUAUCAAUCUAGGACUCCGCAUUGAAUUUCAAUCUUCCCAGAUUCAGGCCAGUAGCCGAGUUUUUACGAAGCCAUGGGAGCAAUGACGCCUGAUCCAAACGCCGGGACCGCCGGAGGAGAGAAGCCUGCCAGAGAGGAGGCCACUGUCAAAGUUCCGGCCAAGGACCCUAAGAAGAAGGACACCAAGAAAGAUGAAGAUCUCUCUGAGGAGGAUCUGGCACUCAAAGAACAACUGGAGUUGUAUGUAGAGAGAAUUAAAGAUCCUGAUACAGGGGUGCAGAAGCUUGCCUUAGAGAGCAUGAGGCAAGAAAUUCGGACAGCAACAAGCUCUAUGACAUCAGUGCCGAAGCCCUUAAAGUUUUUGCGGCCUCAUUAUGAAAAACUUAAGUUACAUUAUGAUGAAAUGCCAGUUUCAGAUACAAAGAAACUUUUGGCGGAUAUACUCUCUGUUUUGGCAUUAACAAUGUCCGCUGAAGGAGGGAGGGAGAGCUUGAAAUACCGACUACUUGGAUCUGGUGAUGACAUUGGAUCGUGGGGCCAUGAGUAUGUAAGGAACUUGGCUGGAGAGAUUAGUGAAGAAUAUGGCAUACGACAGAGUGAAGAGUCACCGAUUGAUGAUCUAAUGGAUCUUGUACAGGAUAUUGUUUCUUUCCAUAUGAAGCAUAAUGCAGAACCUGAGGCAGUUGACCUGUUGAUGGAGGUCGAAGAUCUUGAACUUCUGGUUGAGCAUAUAGAGGAUGCAAAUUAUAAACGGACAUGCUCUUACCUUCAGAGCUCAGCUAAUUAUCUUCCAUUACCAGAUGACACCUCGGUCCUUGAAAUUGCAUACAACAUUUAUACAAAAUUUGGAGGAUAUGCAAAUGCUCUAUUCAUUGCACUACGUCUUGAUAACACACAGCAUGUUAAACAUCUUUUUAGAACUUGUGAUGAUCUUUUGCUGAAAAAGCAGUUUUGCUACAUCCUUGCCCUCCAACGGGUAACAUUUGAACUUGAUGAAGAUAUGUGCUCUGAGGAAGAAAGAGAACAAUUGAGGGAUAUUGUUAACAAUGCUAAACUAAGUGAAGGCUAUCUUGCUCUUGGUCGUGAUGUUGAGGUGAUGGAGCCAAAAUCUCCUGAUGAUAUCUACAAGGCCCACUUGAUUGAUGGCCGCACAAGUACAGGGGCAAAUGUUGACUCGGCAAGACAGAACCUGGCUUCUACAUUUGUUAAUGCAUUUGUUAAUGCUGGAUUUGGUCAGGACAAAUUGAUGACCGUUCCGUCAGAAUCCUCCAGUGGCGGCUCCUCAACAAGUUGGCUUUUUAAAAACAAAGAACACGGCAAAACCAGUGCUGCAGCAAGUCUGGGCAUGAUCUUGCUAUGGGAUGUGGAUACCGGACUUGCCCAAAUUGAUAAGUACUUCCAUAGCACUGAUAAUCAUGUAAUUGCUGGUGCAUUAUUGGCAAUUGGCAUAGUGAACUGUUCUGUCAAGAAUGAAUGUGAUCCUGCAUUGGCACUUCUUUCUGAUUAUGUUGAUAGAGAGGAUGCUUCAAUUAGAAUUGGUGCCAUAAUGGGUCUUGGACUUGCAUACGCUGGUUCUCAGAAUGAAGAGAUCCGUUCUAAACUCACUCCCAUCCUUGGAGAUACAAAGGCAUCGCUCGAUGUCAUUGCAUUUACUGCAAUCUCAUUGGGAUUGGUAUAUGUUGGCUCAUGCAAUGAAGAGGUUGCUCAGGCAAUUAUUAUUGCGUUGAUGGAGCGAAGUGAGUCAGAACUGGAAGAACCUUUUGCCCGUUUCUUGCCACUUGGUCUUGGACUUCUCUACCUUGGGAAGCAGGAAAGUGUUGACGCAACAGCUGAGGUUUCAAAGACUUUCCAUGAAAAGAUUAGAGAUUAUUGUGAAAUGACUCUACUUUCUUGUGCCUAUGCUGGAACAGGGAAUGUACUCAAGGUCCAACACUUUCUCAGUAAUUGUGCUCAACAUCAUGAGAAAGGUGAAACCUACCAAGGCCCUGCUGUUCUUGGAAUUGCAUUGGUUGCAAUGGCUGAGGAAUUGGGGCUUGACAUGGCAAUACGAUCACUAGAACAUCUUUUGCAGUAUGGUGAACAGAAUAUCAGAAGGGCCGUUCCUUUGGCUCUUGGUAUCUUGUGUGUAUCAAAUCCAAAGGUCAAUGUUAUGGACACAUUAAGCAGGCUGAGUCAUGAUUCUGAUGCAGAAGUAGCAAUGGCGGCUAUUGUUUCAAUGGGGUUGAUAGGUGCUGGAACUAACAAUGCUAGAAUAGCUACGAUGCUUCGAAAUUUGUCUAGUUAUUAUUACAAGGAUGCCAACCUUCUUUUUUGUGUUCGCAUUGCUCAAGGGCUUGUCCAUCUAGGAAAAGGCUUGUUAACCCUCUCACCUUACCAUUCUGAACGGUUCUUAUUAUCUCCGACUGCUUUGGCCGGGCUUAUAACUAUGCUGCAUGCUUGUCUUGAUAUGAAAGCCAUCAUUUUAGGAAAAUACCACUAUGUGCUAUAUUUCCUUACUUUGGCAAUGCAGCCAAGGAUGCUUAUGACAGUAGAUGAAAAUCUCAAACCAUUGUCUGUACCUGUUCGCGUUGGCCAAGCUGUUGACGUUGUUGGUCAAGCGGGUCGACCCAAGACAAUCACUGGAUUCCAGACCCACUCAACCCCUGUUCUCCUUUCUGCUGGUGAUAGAGCUGAACUUGCCACCGAAAAAUAUAUCCCGUUGUCUCCUGUUCUUGAAGGAUUCGUCAUCCUAAAAGAGAACCCAGAUUACAGCGAUGAUCAUUAAUCUCUGCUGCAAACCAACAUGAAAUCGAAGUUCUAAACUCCGGAAAAGUUACGAAGACCCUCAAAGAUCUUGUUUUUAUUUCAGAAUGUCACCUCAAAGAAAGGGAGUGUCCUUCUUAAAGACUUGCAGAAUCUUGUUCUUAUUAUAUUUAUGUAUAUGAUAUGUGCAAAAAGAGAUGAUUUAUCAAGGAAGUGGGAAAAGGAAGCCGGAGAGGGAGGGAAUGAGAGGCAUAGAUUACGUUUUGUGAUUUCUUCUAAAUUAUACAGUAUAUGUUAAAUUCUUUAGUCAAUUUGUUUGCAUUUUGAAUGUUGUUUAGCAUUUUGCCACUAAUACAACUAUCCAAGGACUAUUUAUGUGUGAUUAACCUUCCCUGUGGAUCUCAAGUCUCAGCAUUAAAGUUUGGACAAAAUG
Cuscuta campestris is the source of this 3282-nucleotide messenger RNA. The record is from the annotation of a GenBank genome assembly. NCBI's taxonomy places the organism in Eukaryota, Viridiplantae, Streptophyta, Magnoliopsida, Solanales, Convolvulaceae.